AUGAAGGUCCAAGUUCAAACAGUAAAAAUGCUCAAAUUAAGGAUAGUACCCCAAAAAAUAUCUUUUUUAAUAAAAAGAACAAUGUCUACACAGGAAUCAGAUGUGUUAUUUGAAACAAUAAACAAUGCUGGCAUUAUUACUUUAAAUAGGCCUAAAGCUUUAAACACCUUGAACACGUCCAUCGUGUCCAAACUAUUGCCACAGUUAUGUGAAUGGGAGAAGAGCAAAAAUUUAGUUAUUAUUAAAGGUGCUGGUGACAAAGCAUUCUGUGCAGGAGGUGAUGUCAAAAUGGCAAUAGAUAAAGUAGAAGGCCCAAGGUUUUUCUUCAAUGAAUAUAAUGUGAAUUAUCUAAUUGGAAAAUAUAAAAUACCAUAUGUAGCAUUAAUGAAUGGAAUCGCUAUGGGUGGCGGGCUUGGUGUAUCAGUUCAUGGGAGAUACAGAGUAGCCACUGAGAAAACAAUGAUUGCCAUGCCUGAGACUAAAAUAGGGUUAUUUCCGGAUGUGGGUGGCUCUUAUUUCUUACCAAGACUGCCAGUUAACUUAGGACUCUAUUUAGGAUUGACAGGUGAUAGACUAAAAGGCAAAGAUGUAGUCAAAUCGGGCAUAGCCACUCAUUUUGUGUCUAGCCAGCGUCUGUAUGAGUUAGAGAUGCUAUUAUCCAGAUGCACAAGUGAGGGAGAAGUACAAGCUUUACUUAACAAGUUCAAUGAGCCCCCCGAGGAGUUUUCACUAGCACCAAAUAUUAAACAUAUAAAUUAUUGUUUUGCCGCUUCCACUGUAGAGGAAAUUAUUGAGAGACUUGAGAAAGUUCAGAAUGACUGGUCGAUUAAGACAUUAAAGUCUCUGAGUCAAAUGUGCCCUGGCUCCCUCAAGAUUACCAUGAGAACACUGCAAAGAGGUGCUCAGUUAGAGCUGCCACAGUGUCUGAAGAUGGAGUACCGGGUAGCAUGUCACUGCACACUGAAUCAUGAUUUCCCUGAAGGAGUCCGAGCCCUACUUAUCGAUAAAGACAACAAUCCACAAUGGAAACAUAAAACUUUAGCAGAAGUUGAUGACGAUUAUGUGGAGGACUUUUUUAAGAAACUGCCUGAUGAUAAAGAACUUAAAUUCUUCGACUCCAAGCUC
Messenger RNA from Brenthis ino (lesser marbled fritillary), 1125 nucleotides. The record is from the annotation of a GenBank genome assembly. Lineage: Eukaryota; Metazoa; Arthropoda; Insecta; Lepidoptera; Nymphalidae.